Messenger RNA from Helobdella robusta, 1437 nucleotides. RefSeq lists its product as hypothetical. NCBI's taxonomy places the organism in Eukaryota, Metazoa, Annelida, Clitellata, Rhynchobdellida, Glossiphoniidae. The record is from RefSeq and is a predicted model, not a curated record. Bases 1 to 1437 code for a protein of 478 amino acids. The transcript is spliced from 3 exons.
AUGAAAGACGAUCAGACACGGGUGAAGAAUUUAAUAAUAGAAACGAUAUCUGUUUUGUGCCGGAAUGGCUUGAAAUGUAAAAGGUCAAUGUCCAUUCAGGGUUUGAUUGGCAUCACACUUGACGAAGAUGAUGUUUUCAUCAUCCACGUUGACGAUACACUGAUUAUUAAUGACCCAAUCACAAAUACGACUCAAAACAAUCGACAACCUGACAACAUUGAAAUACCUCCAUGUUUAAAUAAAAAUGAGAACAGUAAUAAAAGGAACAAAAUUUGUUCUACUGAUUCAAUUGAUGAUGAAAAUGAUCAAGUCAUGGAAACAACUUGUAUGAGCGACAUUGAACAAACCAUUAAGACAAAAUAUACCGCAAUUUAUUAUGAUGAUAAUGAUGAUGAUGCUAACAAUGGUGCAAAUAGAGUUGGUGCCAUCAAUUUAUCCAAUUUAAAGUGUGAAAAAAGUAAAUCAAAUCAGCCAACAGAGUCAGAAAGCCAAAAGCAGAUAGAAGUAAGAAAUACAAAUAAGAGCAUAUUAGAGAAACGUCGACUAAAUUUUUGCAUGAGCAAAAACAAGUCAGAUGUCAUAUUUAUUAAAAGUGAAACCUACGACGACAACAGUGAUGUUGUUGAUGUGUCGACCGAUAGCCACAAGAACAUUAUAAUUAAUAACGAUGAUUUCAACAGUGACAAUAACAACAACAACAAUGACACUAACAAUUACAACAACAAUAAUGAUAUUAACAAUUAUAAUAUUAACGAUGAUAACAAUUUCAACGAUGCUAAUCAUUACAACAGUAAUUAUGAUAACGUUGUCGGUUUCAAAUUUACGGACCAUGGUCACUCACUGACCAGUCAUCAUUUUGAUGAUGAGGAGGAUGAUGAUGGUGGUGAUAAUGAUCUUAUUAUCAAUAAUAAUAAUAAUCGUCUUAAAAAUACUUUAAAAAACCACGAUGCUGCUGCUGACAAUUGCAACAUCAACAAUAGAGCCAAAUAUUUAUCCGACCAUGAAUAUGAAGAUUUUGAAAGCAAGUCGUCAAGAAAUUUUGAAAACCUCAUAAGUCAGUCAAUGUCGAAUGGUCUGCUACCGUUGUCUGCACCCUCGACACAACUCCUCUCAUCACUGCACAGAAGGUACAGCAACAACAACAGCCUCAACAACAGUAGCAACGUCAGCCAUAGGUACACAUCAGUGCACCAGUAUAAAACUCCACAGACCUCAUCAUCAGCAACAACAACAACCAACAACAGCCUGACAUCAAAAUUAUGCUCCAAACUUUCCUCUCGAUUCGUCUGCGAGUUUCAGAACUGUGGCAUCACCUUCAGCAACAAGCAGAACCUACUGCGACACCAGACAAACAAACACGGUAGACCUAAGCUGGCCAGACGAUCCAAUCGAUCGAUCAAUGAUCUUCUUUUUAAUUUCAGGACACAGAUGACUUGA